This is a messenger RNA of Acanthaster planci (crown-of-thorns starfish), 4611 nucleotides long. RefSeq names its product KIAA2013. The record is from RefSeq and is a predicted model, not a curated record. Lineage: Eukaryota; Metazoa; Echinodermata; Asteroidea; Valvatida; Acanthasteridae.
GACGUGGAACUGUGGAAGCUAAAUUUUUUUCAAAACCGUGCAAAUGAAGUAGGCAUGUGUUACCAACAGAAAGCUUAUUCUUAAAUCUGUGUCUAUCUUCUAUGGAGGACGGUACACUGACUAUUCCAGGAUGCUGAUGAUCUUUUGAAAUGGAAAUUCGAGGUAGAAACACUGAAGAGAAAAUGGGACUCCAGUCUCCGGGUAGAGCUGCCCUCAAAUAACUUGAUCUUGGCAAUGCUGACUACUCAGACUAACGUUAGUGGCGGUAGUGCACAAGCAGAAAACAACUUGACCGGCCGAAAAACAAGCUGUAUGUACACGCCUAUGGCCCUGUGAUAAAAAUGGAAACGCACACCUGUAUGAGGAGUCAUAAUCCAGUGACCUACAUGUACCGGUAGUUUGUUUUGCCAUCACCAGCCCCCAUGGCCCUCUCCAGCAUUACCAAGCGACUGUCAGGGGUGCUUGCCACUCCCCGGAGUCGCAAGCUCUUCUUUCUCACCAUCUUCUUGCUGGUCAUGCUCGGAUAUGUUGGGCCUUGGGUCAUGCACCAUAACCAGACCGUCAAGUCCACCAAGGGCUGCUUGACACUGAAGCUCAAGGAAUUAGAGAGCGACCUGACCCAGGUGGACGCAGCUGUCUUCCAUGCUGACAGUGGGGAAGUCCAUGUGGACCAGGUGGUACCAUUUGUUGGCAAUGGCAACAUUGGGAUUGUGGUCAAUACGUUUAAGUCCAGUGGAUUUCUCCUGAAAAAUGAGGAGCAGUGGUUAAGUGUGGGCAUGUACCAUCCACUAGUGACUACCAGGCUCUCAACCAUGAAAUACCAGAGUGCAACGGUCCUGCACUUCCGCCAAGCGCAGGUCAAGCAAUAUCAGUGUUACUCAGUUGGGCAGUCCUGUGUGUUCAUAAAGACCAACACCUUAGUACACCGAUUCAGACCCGAGUUGAUGCUGCAGGAGAUUGUCGUGGAGAACAAUGCAGAUCAACCGGUGUUGCUAGAACUCUCCCGGACUGGCCCGGUAAAGUGGAAGGGAUCCACCACCACUGCAGAAAUGUUAACAGUGGAUGGAAAAUCCCGAGAAUACAUGUUGACAGCAGGGGACUUAAAUGUGCCCUCUGGAACCAGCAGAAUAGUGGUCACUCUGGUCAUUGCUGCGACGGCCCUACAGAAGAAAACCGAAGUGCCUGCAAAAUCAGUCCACAAAGUGGAAGUCCUGACUUUGGUGAAAUACUCAGCCCCCGUGGGUGCCAGCACACCACAGCUGACCGCCGGCCUCGUGGACUCAGUGGAGGAGCAGUUGUUCAAAAUUCUGAAGAUGGACUUCCAGGACCUGGUCCGGGAGCACAGGGAUGCUUGGUCUGAGCAGAUUUGGAACUCAGGUCUUGUCCAGGAGCCCCUGGCCAUACCUGUCCGGCCACGCGUACCCUCAGAGGUCCAGCAACAGCUGAGUCACAUCUCAGCUGUCCACGUCUUUAACAUCCUCACCACCACUGUGGUGUACUAUGUGAUGUCCUCCUCUCAGGCACCUCUGCUUAUGCCUUCUUCCUCCCUCCAGCGGAAGAAGGAGGUGAUUGGGGCCUUGCAGCAGCCAGGCUCUUGCUUCAAUGGCCAGCCAACCCUGUUCGACGAGUCCCUGUGGCGGCCAGUCCAAACCGACAAGGAGAUGAUGGAGCUGUUCUCCCACUGGCAGCAUGUCCUGUACAAGCACGGCUGCCAUACCCUGCUGUCGGCGGGCGUGACUGGGAUCAUGCAGGCCAUGAUGCUGAGCUUCCUGGCUGGCCAGUUCACAGAGCGCGAGCUGUCCUUCCACGCUGACCCCCUGCUCUUUCGGAGCAAGUCCCACCUGCACAACAUCUUUUACAACACCACCUUCCUGCACAUCGACAUCAACCCCAGCCCGGGCCACGAGAUCCUCAUCAGCAUCACCAGCGUCCAGGCCAGUGGGAAUAAACCCACCAAACUGUACGCCUGCGGGGCGGGAUGUGAAGGCACACCUAUUCUCUUGACCUCCUCUAUGCAAAAGCUCCCCCUCAAGUGGACUGUUCCACAGACCCCUUUCUUGUAUAUUUCCCACGAUCCCAAGCACCUAGAUUACCUGAAGACCAAGAUCAUCCACUUCAAGCACCUCUAUGACCUAGAUGACAGGGAUGUGCAGCCCCUGGUCCCUGUCAUUAACAGCACAGACGCACACCAGGGUUUCCAAAUGCCAGUCUUUGCCUGGGUCAUUAUCAUUGGUCUCAUAGUUAUUUUCCACAUGUUCCUCAUCAACUUGGUGUAUAAGGAAUACUGCUCAGGGACCUCCUCAAGCUUAUCAAGGCCAUCUGAGAAAACCAGCAAAGCAUGACACAGGUUUGAGAUGUACAAAAACCAGAAGUUUGGAAUAUUUUUGGAAAAAAAGUACAUUCUGAAAUGUAUUUCACCCCCACAAGUAAAUACUGUAUUUGGGGUAUUUUUGCAUGAUCCACUUUUUUGGUGAUUGACAUUCAUUUGGUUUUUGAUCAUGUGCAGUUACAUGUAUUUAAUAUUUUGUUAUUUAUGAUUAUUAUGAUGGCAGUUGUAGCAUUUACUGGUGUUUUACUUGGUUUUUUAAAUGAAAGUUAGAAUCUUUUUUCUUGCUUGAAAAAUGAUCACCUUUUUCUUGCAGUGGAGCAAGCUUGUGAGCUAAUUCAUACUGUACUGGUACAUGUAUAUGUUAUUCUUUGCACUCAGCACUGCUAAGCAGCUGCAUAACAAACACAGGGAUACAUGUACUGGCCUGAAUCGUGCAUGUCGCACGCAUGUAAAAUUGAUGGUGUUGGCUAACACUGCAAGAGUACCCUCUCAUGGUCACAGAAGGGAGAUUGUUUCAAGAAUCUGCCCAUGCGCAGCACUGCACAAAGACAUUACAUGUACACUGUACAUGUAUGUCCCCCUGAAAAGUGCAUACAGUCAUGACAGUUGACCCAUGCCAUUCUGGCACGAAUAGGCCCGCGCACACAGUGUGUCUCUACAAUGGGAACCACAUCACUGGCUACAAGCCAUCUCUCAUUCAGGAUGACACAUGCACCAUGCUAAAAACAAUUCAAACCUCUUCAAACACCAACGUGUACCAGUACAAUUUAUGUUUAUACAUGUACAUGUAGUUACUAUGCCCUAUCCAUAGUUGUGUCUAAAGUUUGCACUGUGUGUAUCCAAUUUCAUGGAAUGACCGACUUACCAUGGAACAAUGCACUGUCAGCAUCUCCGUAUUGAGAUAUUUGUGGGCCUGAAGAUCCCCAUCAAUUUCUGUUGGACAGUGUUCAGUUUCGUCAGCGAACAGACCACCAUCCUACAGUUUAUAUACCAUUGAUAGUGAUGAAUUCCCAAGGCUGCUGGUAAAGUUUGGACAGCGGUAGGGCUUAGUUUUAAAGUAAUGUACAUGUAGCUGGCUUAACACAUUGAGCACGACAUCUGUAAUACAACAGAAAUAAUGUAGAAGGAUGUGAACACAAGACACAUGCCUGCAAACCCAGAGUACAAACAGCCAGCCGCCGAAGUUAGUUAUUUUAAUGAGAUGCAGUGUACCCCGGCACCCUGUACUGAUUGAUUUUAAGGUUUGACGCUUUCUUGGAACGUGUUGAAACAUCUAUCCAGAAGAUUAGUGUGAAGCACUUGAAAGGUUGCAUCCAACUGUUGUUUUGUGACUAAACCGUAUUUGAGAUAAAAGCUUAGAAAUAAUGAUUUAUCGAGUUGGCAUAAGCAGGAUAAUGUGAUGCACUGUUUGCUUGUGAAUCAUUGAGCCUGUGUUAAUAUUUACAUGGUGUGCGCAUGGUUUUUGUGGCAGCAUAGUUGAAUGAUGAAAAAUGUGUAACUUUUUGCGAUGUUUAUUAUGAGCUACCUUUUGGUGAAGUUGGAUUUGGAUUUUCCCAGAUUUUCUUGAAUUGUCAAGUAUGUAUCGUAAUUUACAACAAAACAAAAAACAAAAAGCAGAAUAAAACAAAAAAGAAAGAUAAUUUCACAACUGUUAAGUGCAUGUGUGGGUGAAUGAGAAAGCAUCUUGUUUUAUACAGGUAUAAACAAUGUCCUAUGUGGCUGACAAACCGUUAGUGCACUUGUUCAUGCAAGUGUUGAAUAUUUUCUCACGAGUGAGCCCGAGACUCAGUUUCAUGAAAUUUGAAUGGGACACACCUACUUGUAGAUUAUCGGGCAGAUUGGCAGAGCAGUGUACAUUCUAUAAUACAUUGUACAUGUAUGCAGUUUACAAACUUUGUAUGUACUUUCUGGAAAUUCUCUUUGCCCUUAGUAGCUCUGCAGAAUUUGCCAGUGGUGAUGUUGGUGAAUUCUGGGCAGAUUUUUGGGGAGAAGGGGGAAUGGAUAAAAUGGAAGGUGAUUUUUAGGACUUUACUUUUCCAAAUCUGCUAUGUUGUCGGGAUAAGGUUGGAUUACAGUGUAUGUUGGCAAGAAUUUGCAGUAAAAAUAAUUACUCCUUUGAGGAUGAUUUGAUGGGUACAGAAUUUCUUUGUUGGUAAUAAUUUUCUAAAUUCAUUUGAGAUUCACUAUUCUGAUAUCAGAUUGUGUUGUAGCCUUUAUGCGAGCAUGUGUUGACACCAUCUCUGUUUGGUGAAUAAACUGCAAAUUUGAACAUUUUAAAAGAA